UGUUUAUACAAAAAUUUCUACACAAUAUUAUUAAGAUAGAUUAAUUAUAGUUGGAGCUCCAACAUAAUAUCAGCACUGUACUCAAACAUGUUUCUAUCUAUCGCCCCCCCAUUAAUGGACUUUGAAGACGAAUUGCUGUGGAUAAAUCAGUCAAACAGUGGAAAACUGAAAAUAUUAUAUGACAAAUCGAAUUAUGUUACCCCCAAUACAAAGCUCCUCAUUGAACAAGCAUUUAUACAGCCUCUAAGUCUUCAGGAUCAACAGAUACUGUUUGAUGAUUUGCUGAAACAGAACUCUGACAUUACGCACCAAUAUGGAUUGACACCCGCAAAGCUUCCCCUGCUGGUUGAAAACAAUCCACUCAUUUCCAUCGAAAUCUUAUUAAGACUGAUGAUGACCUCGGAUAUUACAGAGUACUUUAACAUAUUGGUUAAUAUGGACAUAACGCUGCAUUCCAUGGAGGUGGUCAACAGAUUAACAACGUCUGGUCCUCUACCCACAGAGUUCAUUCAUUUGUACAUCAGUAAUUGUAUCUCAACCUGUGAAACAGUCAAAGAUAAGUACAUGCAGUCCCGUCUGGUACGGCUAGUAUGUGUGUUUCUACAGUCUUUAAUUCGAAAUAAGAUCGUUAACGUCAAGGAAUUGUUCAUUGAAAUUGAGGCCUUCUGCGUUGGCUUUAGCAAAAUUAAGGAAGCAGCAGCAUUAUAUCGUCUCAUUAAACAUUUGGAAACAGGAGAAAGUGCACUGUCCUCGAAUUCCUUAUCGAAGCAAUAGCCAAUACUAUUAUUAACAUGUGUUUGUAACUUUUUUAUACAAUGAAAAGGUUGUUGAUGAAAACCAAUCAAAAUUGUACCAAUAA
This is a messenger RNA of Drosophila pseudoobscura, 859 nucleotides long. It is a transcript of the gene Not11, whose product is annotated as CCR4-NOT transcription complex subunit 11. The record is from RefSeq and is a predicted model, not a curated record. The coding region runs from base 88 to 774 and encodes 228 amino acids. The transcript is spliced from 4 exons. Gene Ontology annotation, cellular component: CCR4-NOT complex. Lineage: Eukaryota; Metazoa; Arthropoda; Insecta; Diptera; Drosophilidae.